Messenger RNA from Pistacia vera, 592 nucleotides. RefSeq names its product protein yippee-like. The transcript is spliced from 5 exons. Lineage: Eukaryota; Viridiplantae; Streptophyta; Magnoliopsida; Sapindales; Anacardiaceae. The record is from RefSeq and is a predicted model, not a curated record. Gene Ontology annotation, cellular component: ubiquitin ligase complex. Bases 1 to 390 code for a protein of 129 amino acids.
AUGGGGAGGCUGUUUUUUAUUACUCUUGAAGGAAGAAUUUAUAGCUGUAAGCACUGCCAUGUCCAUCUCGGUGUCGCUGAGGACAUCAUUUCUAAGUCUUUCCACUGCAGGCAUGGAAAGGCUUAUCUCUUUGAUCAGGUUGUGAACAUCACAGUUGGUGAGAAGGAAGACCGAAUGAUGAUGACUGGACUGCACACUGUUGUUGACAUAUUCUGUGUUGGCUGUGGCUCAAUUGUAGGGUGGAAAUAUGAAACUGCACAAGAGAAAAUCCAGAAAUACAAGGAAGGAAAAUUUAUUCUUGAAAGGUUUAAGGUGUUGGGUCCUGAUGGAAGCAAUUACUCGGGGAGUCCAGAAGCCCAAGUUGGUGGAAGUGAUGCAGAUGAUGUUUAAUUAGCCGCUGUUUGUUUAAGUGUAUAUUCUCUAUAUUCUAUAAUAUUUUCCAAGCUUGCAUCUUGCAUCUGGGAUUUUUAAUUGGUAGCUUCGCCAUUUUACAAGUUGUGCAAAUGGCUUUAGAACAGAUGGUAGGUUUCCAAUUUCAGUUGAUUUGGUAAUGAAAUCCUUGUAGAAGUUAGUUGCUAAUCCGAAAUUUUGU